AUGUCAAACGUCUGUUUCGGAUCAGCGUUGAUUUCUGGAGAGGAGGUGGAGCAGGUGGGCACGAGGGGGAGGGAGUGGGAUGGGCACGAGGGGGAGGGAGUGGGAUGGGCACGAGGGGGAGGGAGUGGGAUGGGCACGAGGGGGAGGGAGUGGGAUGGGCACGAGGGGGAGGGAGUGGGAUGGGCACGAGGGGGAGGGAGUGGGAUGGGCACGAGGGGGAGGGAGUGGGAUGGGCACGAGGGGGAGGGAGUGGGAUGGGCACGAGGGGGAGGGAGUGGGAUGGGCACGAGGGGGAGGGAGUGGGAUGGGCACGAGGGGGAGGGAGUGGGAUGGGCACGAGGGGGAGGGAGUGGGAUGGGCACGAGGGGGAGGGAGUGGGAUGGGCACGAGGGGGAGGGAGUGGGAUGGGCACGAGGGGGAGGGAGUGGGAUGGGCACGAGGGGGAGGGAGUGGGAUGGGCACGAGGGGGAGGGAGUGGGAUGGGCACGAGGGGGAGGGAGUGGGAUGGGCACGAGGGGGAGGGAGUGGGAUGGGCACGAGGGGGAGGGAGUGGGAUGGGCACGAGGGGGAGGGAGUGGGAUGGGCACGAGGGGGAGGGAGUGGGAUGGGCACGAGGGGGAGGGAGUGGGAUGGGCACGAGGGGGAGGGAGUGGGAUGGGCACGAGGGGGAGGGAGUGGGAUGGGCACGAGGGGGAGGGAGUGGGAUGGGCACGAGGGGGAGGGAGUGGGAUGGGCACGAGGGGGAGGGAGUGGGAUGGGCACGAGGGGGAGGGAGUGGGAUGGGCACGAGGGGGAGGGAGUGGGAUGGGCACGAGGGGGAGGGAGUGGGAUGGGCACGAGGGGGAGGGAGUGGGAUGGGCACGAGGGGGAGGGAGUGGGAUGGGCACGAGGGGGAGGGAGUGGGAUGGGCACGAGGGGGAGGGAGUGGGAUGGGCACGAGGGGGAGGGAGUGGGAUGGGCACGAGGGGGAGGGAGUGGGAUGGGCACGAGGGGGAGGGAGUGGGAUGGGCACGAGGGGGAGGGAGUGGGAUGGGCACGAGGGGGAGGGAGUGGGAUGGGCACGAGGGGGAGGGAGUGGGAUGGGCACGAGGGGGAGGGAGUGGGAUGGGCACGAGGGGGAGGGAGUGGGAUGGGCACGAGGGGGAGGGAGUGGGAUGGGCACGAGGGGGAGGGAGUGGGAUGGGCACGAGGGGGAGGGAGUGGGAUGGGCACGAGGGGGAGGGAGUGGGAUGGGCACGAGGGGGAGGGAGUGGGAUGGGCACGAGGGGGAGGGAGUGGGAUGGGCACGAGGGGGAGGGAGUGGGAUGGGCACGAGGGGGAGGGAGUGGGAUGGGCACGAGGGGGAGGGAGUGGGAUGGGCACGAGGGGGAGGGAGUGGGAUGGGCACGAGGGGGAGGGAGUGGGAUGGGCACGAGGGGGAGGGAGUGGGAUGGGCACGAGGGGGAGGGAGUGGGAUGGGCACGAGGGGGAGGGAGUGGGAUGGGCACGAGGGGGAGGGAGUGGGAUGGGCACGAGGGGGAGGGAGUGGGAUGGGCACGAGGGGGAGGGAGUGGGAUGGGCACGAGGGGGAGGGAGUGGGAUGGGCACGAGGGGGAGGGAGUGGGAUGGGCACGAGGGGGAGGGAGUGGGAUGGGCACGAGGGGGAGGGAGUGGGAUGGGCACGAGGGGGAGGGAGUGGGAUGGGCACGAGGGGGAGGGAGUGGGAUGGGCACGAGGGGGAGGGAGUGGGAUGGGCACGAGGGGGAGGGAGUGGGAUGGGCACGAGGGGGAGGGAGUGGGAUGGGCACGAGGGGGAGGGAGUGGGAUGGGCACGAGGGGGAGGGAGUGGGAUGGGCACGAGGGGGAGGGAGUGGGAUGGGCACGAGGGGGAGGGAGUGGGAUGGGCACGAGGGGGAGGGAGUGGGAUGGGCACGAGGGGGAGGGAGUGGGAUGGGCACGAGGGGGAGGGAGUGGGAUGGGCACGAGGGGGAGGGAGUGGGAUGGGCACGAGGGGGAGGGAGUGGGAUGGGCACGAGGGGGAGGGAGUGGGAUGGGCACGAGGGGGAGGGAGUGGGAUGGGCACGAGGGGGAGGGAGUGGGAUGGGCACGAGGGGGAGGGAGUGGGAUGGGCACGAGGGGGAGGGAGUGGGAUGGGCACGAGGGGGAGGGAGUGGGAUGGGCACGAGGGGGAGGGAGUGGGAUGGGCACGAGGGGGAGGGAGUGGGAUGGGCACGAGGGGGAGGGAGUGGGAUGGGCACGAGGGGGAGGGAGUGGGAUGGGCACGAGGGGGAGGGAGUGGGAUGGGCACGAGGGGGAGGGAGUGGGAUGGGCACGAGGGGGAGGGAGUGGGAUGGGCACGAGGGGGAGGGAGUGGGAUGGGCACGAGGGGGAGGGAGUGGGAUGGGCACGAGGGGGAGGGAGUGGGAUGGGCACGAGGGGGAGGGAGUGGGAUGGGCACGAGGGGGAGGGAGUGGGAUGGGCACGAGGGGGAGGGAGUGGGAUGGGCACGAGGGGGAGGAGUGGGAUGGCCGAGGGGGAGGGAGUGGGAUGGGCACGAGGGGGAGGGAGUGGGAUGGGCACGAGGGGGAGGGAGUGGGAUGGGCACGAGGGGGAGGGAGUGGGAUGGGCACGAGGGGGAGGGAGUGGGAUGGGCACGAGGGGGAGGGAGUGGGAUGGGCACGAGGGGGAGGGAGUGGGAUGGGCACGAGGGGGAGGGAGUGGGAUGGGCACGAGGGGGAGGGAGUGGGAUGGGCACGAGGGGGAGGGAGUGGGAUGGGCACGAGGGGGAGGGAGUGGGAUGGGCACGAGGGGGAGGGAGUGGGAUGGGCACGAGGGGGAGGGAGUGGGAUGGGCACGAGGGGGAGGGAGUGGGAUGGGCACGAGGGGGAGGGAGUGGGAUGGGCACGAGGGGGAGGGAGUGGGAUGGGCACGAGGGGGAGGGAGUGGGAUGGGCACGAGGGGGAGGGAGUGGGAUGGGCACGAGGGGGAGGGAGUGGGAUGGGCACGAGGGGGAGGGAGUGGGAUGGGCACGAGGGGGAGGGAGUGGGAUGGGCACGAGGGGGAGGGAGUGGGAUGGGCACGAGGGGGAGGGAGUGGGAUGGGCACGAGGGGGAGGGAGUGGGAUGGGCACGAGGGGGAGGGAGUGGGAUGGGCACGAGGGGGAGGGAGUGGGAUGGGCACGAGGGGGAGGGAGUGGGAUGGGCACGAGGGGGAGGGAGUGGGAUGGGCACGAGGGGGAGGGAGUGGGAUGGGCACGAGGGGGAGGGAGUGGGAUGGGCACGAGGGGGAGGGAGUGGGAUGGGCACGAGGGGGAGGGAGUGGGAUGGGCACGAGGGGGAGGGAGUGGGAUGGGCACGAGGGGGAGGGAGUGGGAUGGGCACGAGGGGGAGGGAGUGGGAUGGGCACGAGGGGGAGGGAGUGGGAUGGGCACGAGGGGGAGGGAGUGGGAUGGGCACGAGGGGGAGGGAGUGGGAUGGGCACGAGGGGGAGGGAGUGGGAUGGGCACGAGGGGGAGGGAGUGGGAUGGGCACGAGGGGGAGGGAGUGGGAUGGGCACGAGGGGGAGGGAGUGGGAUGGGCACGAGGGGGAGGGAGUGGGAUGGGCACGAGGGGGAGGGAGUGGGAUGGGCACGAGGGGGAGGGAGUGGGAUGGGCACGAGGGGGAGGGAGUGGGAUGGGCACGAGGGGGAGGGAGUGGGAUGGGCACGAGGGGGAGGGAGUGGGAUGGGCACGAGGGGGAGGGAGUGGGAUGGGCACGAGGGGGAGGGAGUGGGAUGGGCACGAGGGGGAGGGAGUGGGAUGGGCACGAGGGGGAGGGAGUGGGAUGGGCACGAGGGGGAGGGAGUGGGAUGGGCACGAGGGGGAGGGAGUGGGAUGGGCACGAGGGGGAGGGAGUGGGAUGGGCACGAGGGGGAGGGAGUGGGAUGGGCACGAGGGGGAGGGAGUGGGAUGGGCACGAGGGGGAGGGAGUGGGAUGGGCACGAGGGGGAGGGAGUGGGAUGGGCACGAGGGGGAGGGAGUGGGAUGGGCACGAGGGGGAGGGAGUGGGAUGGGCACGAGGGGGAGGGAGUGGGAUGGGCACGAGGGGGAGGGAGUGGGAUGGGCACGAGGGGGAGGGAGUGGGAUGGGCACGAGGGGGAGGGAGUGGGAUGGGCACGAGGGGGAGGGAGUGGGAUGGGCACGAGGGGGAGGGAGUGGGAUGGGCACGAGGGGGAGGGAGUGGGAUGGGCACGAGGGGGAGGGAGUGGGAUGGGCACGAGGGGGAGGGAGUGGGAUGGGCACGAGGGGGAGGGAGUGGGAUGGGCACGAGGGGGAGGGAGUGGGAUGGGCACGAGGGGGAGGGAGUGGGAUGGGCACGAGGGGGAGGGAGUGGGAUGGGCACGAGGGGGAGGGAGUGGGAUGGGCACGAGGGGGAGGGAGUGGGAUGGGCACGAGGGGGAGGGAGUGGGAUGGGCACGAGGGGGAGGGAGUGGGAUGGGCACGAGGGGGAGGGAGUGGGAUGGGCACGAGGGGGAGGGAAGGGAGUGGGAUGGGCACGAGGGGGAGGGAGUGGGAUGGGCACGAGGGGGAGGGAGUGGGAUGGGCACGAGGGGGAGGGAGUGGGAUGGGCACGAGGGGGAGGGAGUGGGAUGGGCACGAGGGGGAGGGAGUGGGAUGGGCACGAGGGGGAGGGAGUGGGAUGGGCACGAGGGGGAGGGAGUGGGAUGGGCACGAGGGGGAGGGAGUGGGAUGGGCACGAGGGGGAGGGAGUGGGAUGGGCACGAGGGGGAGGGAGUGGGAUGGGCACGAGGGGGAGGGAGUGGGAUGGGCACGAGGGGGAGGGAGUGGGAUGGGCACGAGGGGGAGGGAGUGGGAUGGGCACGAGGGGGAGGGAGUGGGAUGGGCACGAGGGGGAGGGAGUGGGAUGGGCACGAGGGGGAGGGAGUGGGAUGGGCACGAGGGGGAGGGAGUGGGAUGGGCACGAGGGGGAGGGAGUGGGAUGGGCACGAGGGGGAGGGAAGGGAGUGGGAUGGGCACGAGGGGGAGGGAGUGGGAUGGGCACGAGGGGGAGGGAGUGGGAUGGGCACGAGGGGGAGGGAGUGGGAUGGGCACGAGGGGGAGGGAGUGGGAUGGGCACGAGGGGGAGGGAGUGGGAUGGGCACGAGGGGGAGGGAGUGGGAUGGGCACGAGGGGGAGGGAGUGGGAUGGGCACGAGGGGGAGGGAGUGGGAUGGGCACGAGGGGGAGGGAGUGGGAUGGGCACGAGGGGGAGGGAGUGGGAUGGGCACGAGGGGGAGGGAGUGGGAUGGGCACGAGGGGGAGGGAGUGGGAUGGGCACGAGGGGGAGGGAGUGGGAUGGGCACGAGGGGGAGGGAGUGGGAUGGGCACGAGGGGGAGGGAGUGGGAUGGGCACGAGGGGGAGGGAGUGGGAUGGGCACGAGGGGGAGGGAGUGGGAUGGGCACGAGGGGGAGGGAGUGGGAUGGGCACGAGGGGGAGGGAGUGGGAUGGGCACGAGGGGGAGGGAGUGGGAUGGGCACGAGGGGGAGGGAGUGGGAUGGGCACGAGGGGGAGGGAGUGGGAUGGGCACGAGGGGGAGGGAGUGGGAUGGGCACGAGGGGGAGGGAGUGGGAUGGGCACGAGGGGGAGGGAGUGGGAUGGGCACGAGGGGGAGGGAGUGGGAUGGGCACGAGGGGGAGGGAGUGGGAUGGGCACGAGGGGGAGGGAGUGGGAUGGGCACGAGGGGGAGGGAGUGGGAUGGGCACGAGGGGGAGGGAGUGGGAUGGGCACGAGGGGGAGGGAGUGGGAUGGGCACGAGGGGGAGGGAGUGGGAUGGGCACGAGGGGGAGGGAGUGGGAUGGGCACGAGGGGGAGGGAGUGGGAUGGGCACGAGGGGGAGGGAGUGGGAUGGGCACGAGGGGGAGGGAGUGGGAUGGGCACGAGGGGGAGGGAGUGGGAUGGGCACGAGGGGGAGGGAGUGGGAUGGGCACGAGGGGGAGGGAGUGGGAUGGGCACGAGGGGGAGGGAGUGGGAUGGGCACGAGGGGGAGGGAGUGGGAUGGGCACGAGGGGGAGGGAGUGGGAUGGGCACGAGGGGGAGGGAGUGGGAUGGGCACGAGGGGGAGGGAGUGGGAUGGGCACGAGGGGGAGGGAGUGGGAUGGGCACGAGGGGGAGGGAGUGGGAUGGGCACGAGGGGGAGGGAGUGGGAUGGGCACGAGGGGGAAUCGUAAAAGGCCCUAUGACAAAGGGUCACAUGCGUUUGCAACAAUCCGUCAGCUGCCCUCGCAACCAACCAUGCAUCACAUGCCAUUGCAAGUCUACAACCAACCGUGCCUCACCUGUCCGGGCCAUCUGGUCUGGCCGAACCUAA
Molecule: messenger RNA, 6324 nt
Organism: Closterium sp. Naga37s-1
Lineage: Eukaryota; Viridiplantae; Streptophyta; Zygnematophyceae; Desmidiales; Closteriaceae
Source: the annotation of a GenBank genome assembly